Molecule: messenger RNA, 8261 nt
Organism: Phyllostomus discolor (pale spear-nosed bat)
Lineage: Eukaryota; Metazoa; Chordata; Mammalia; Chiroptera; Phyllostomidae
Gene: CSRNP2
Product: cysteine and serine rich nuclear protein 2
Exons: 5
Coding region: 4138-5769 (543 amino acids)
Biological process (GO): regulation of transcription by RNA polymerase II
Cellular component (GO): nucleus
Molecular function (GO): DNA-binding transcription factor activity, RNA polymerase II-specific; sequence-specific DNA binding
Source: RefSeq, a predicted model, not a curated record
GCCUUGUCUUUUCUGGGGAUCGGCCCUCAGACGGCGGUGGAGGAGUGGUUACCCCAGAGCCGUGCGGAUGGAGGGGUCAGAAAUGCUGGCGGCUCGGACGAGAGCGGUCGGGGGCGGGGAGCUAAGGCGCCGUUGGGAAGGGGAAGAGUAGGGAGAGGCGUGGGAGCGAGCGGCACGGAGAUCGCGGGCCCGGACUGUGGGGACAGCUUGAGGGAGACAGAUGGACGGCUUGGAAGCCGGCACGAUUGCGGAUGAGGGUUAAGUUCGGAAUGGAGUGGAGAAGAUGUAGGAUGGAGGGAAGUGCAGGAAGGGGAGGGAGAAUAGAGGAAAAUGUGGGAGGAGUGGUUGGGAAUUUUUGAGUAGCAGGCAGGAAGGGAUGGGAAACUGGGCAGGGGCUGCAGAAGAUAAGAAUGAGCGGGAAGGUUAACGGGAAUCAGAAAGAAAUGGGCCCGGAGCUGAAGGAUUCAGCGGGGUUCCAUUAAGGGGAACUGGUGACUUGACAUGUCCUUUCAGCUCAGGUUCCUGAUGUGUCUCCCAUUUUUCUGGCGUUGUGUGGGAAAACGAAAGCAUCACUUGCCCUGGUUGCUAGCUUGAUCCUUUUCACAGGCCCAAACACGCAGCUGACUGCCAUUCAUCCCCUUUAGUGCUAUGGUCUUGAUUCAUCCUUUUAAGGGGGGUUAGAGUGGCAUUGUGUCACAAAACAGUUCUUCAGUAUGAAAUGUUAGAAGUUAUUCCCAAGAGACACAGUGACCCCUUGUCCUACAGUUUUCAGUUCAAGGUAAAUCCAUGGUUAAUUCAGAUUUUCCUUUUCUGCCCUGACUUUCCAUCUUGCAAAUCUCCAAAGCCAGAAGGAUGCUGGUGUGUGCCAGAGUUAUAAAUGACUGGAUAUCCUUGAGAGUUAAUGGUCCCUCCUGCAUCAUGUUCCAGUUCUUCCACGGAGAUCUUGCUUGUGUCCUCCUUAUGAUGGCGCUUUAGGCACUGGAAGCCAAAUUUUGACUUUGUGUCGGUGAACCGGGGAACACCAGGGAGUGUUGGAGGGGGACUUCCUAGACAUACCUAGUUUAAAGGAUGUUUUCACUUGAGUGCAUUAAAAGUUCAUGAUCCUGGUAAUCACAGGGACACAUAGAGCCAUGAAAUUCAUAGUGUUUAAGAAUUAACCACAACAUACUGUAAAAGGAGAAAUAGGACAGGUCAUCUUAUUCAGGUUGAUCAUAACACUUAGAAAGCUUUCCUUCCUCUGACCUAGCUACAAAUGGUAGCCCUGGUGAUCUUAGUAGGGAUUUUGCUCCCUUAACCCUUGGCAGAAGGUUGGGUUCCAGCGGAGAGGCUUUCUCCUGUGAGAUGUAUACUUUGUCUUAUUUUGCAUUCAUUUAGGAGAGAGGCUUUUAUUACCUAAACUUUGCAAAUAUAUUUUGCAUCCACAAAAUUUGGCAGGGGUGCAUUCCGGUUUUGGAGGUUUGUUAAAGGAAUCGUGAUGUGCCUGAAAAGGCUUAGAUCUAGUACUAAAAUGCACAUAUGCGUAUAUAUCUAUUUUGUUUGGUGCUAGCCUGAUACCCUCUACAUACUGUGAAUACCUUUGGGAAAUGUUCAGCUAGAAACAUUUGAGAGAAGACCGGAAAGCAUGUAGCCAGAAAGUGUCAGUUGACCUUUCAUUUCACUGGCAUUUAAAAGCUUUUACAGAGGUUUGCAUUAUUUUCUCAAAAGCAUUUGUUGUUUGAGUUGCUCAUUUUGACAGUUAACUGUCAGUUAUGGCCUGCAUUGCCAGUCUCACCUCGAUUAUUUCUGUAUGGGGUCAAGUGCUGGGAGUAUAACUUGUGUUUCUCAAACACAUGCAUUGAUUCUCUGCCAGGUGAGAGGUGGGAAUGACUGGUUGCUGAUUGUGGUUUGAAAGGAGACUGAUUUGAUAAAUUGGAAAAUGUGGAACCUAUUCUAGUUGUUGCUGUUGCAAAGGAAGAUCUCCACAGGCCACCGCGGAAGUGGAUGGGAGGUUUGUUCUUGGUGCCUAGUGAACAUUUCUGUCUAACAAGUCAAGUUCACAGCAGAGAGUUGGACAAGGAGAGCUGGGUUGAAAUUUAAAGUUAUAUUGGUUGUCAGGACAGAAUCGGUGGAUUUUUUUUAAACAAUGGAGUUAAUUCAGAGAAUGUGAUGCUAACAGAUCAAGCUAAGUCAACAUACACGUUGACACAUAGAGCCAUAGAUGAUUAUUCUCAGGCAUUUUAAAGAAAGUAUUUUUCUCCUUUGUUUCACAUCUUUUUAUCUUCUCUUCUUUAUCUACUUCCUGUGGUUGCCCAGAAGCCACUAUUCCAGCAGUGGAAGGGGAGAGGACACAGAUAAAAAGGCAAAGGGGAGUGGGACUAGCAGCCAGCAAUCCUUGCCGCACCAGAGUGCACAGAGAUUAACCUACCAGAAAUGAUACCCCUGAGGGCAACUGGGUGAAGAUGGGAGAAUUUUGAUAAUAAAGAUGAUUUUGGACCAAAGCCAAUAUCAUGUAGGGCUCACAGAGAAAUAUUCAAAGGGAAUCCACACUGCCAGAAGCAAAGGGAUACCCAGGAAAGAACCAGAAGUGCAUAUUUGCUUCCAGUCAUGAAUCUCUGAGUAAUUCCAGGCUGAGGAAAAGACCACUUUCCUAGUAGCAACGCCCCCUGGAUCUCAGUUAAAAUUGAAGCUGGACUUGCACCUUUCCUGAGGAAGCAGAAUUUGGAGCUCAGUUUGACUUUUCGUGUGGUUGAUAAGGUUUUUAAGUCGGGAAGAAGAAUUAAAUUCAGUAGUCAACAUUAUUCUCUUUUUUUAAUCCCACCCAUAUAAGCACUCAAUUGCAAAGGUUCCUCCCCCCUCCCAUAAUAGAAUGGAAUGAGAAAUUUGUUAAUAGCUAUCUUUAAACACAGCAGUAUUCUUAACCCAUAAAAAGACCUUGGCUUUCUCCAUUCUUACCAUGUCCUAGGAAUGUGACCUCUGAUGGCAAGACCAGUAACCUGAAAAGCAGAAUUGAAAACUAAUAUAAUAAUGCAUGUCAACUGUAAUUGAAAAAUAUUUUUAAUGAUUUAAAAAAUAAAAAAUGAUACUUUGGACUCAUUUUUCAAUUUAAUUACGAUUCUUUCAAGUACUUGAUUACUUUUUUCCCCUCCCUGGCCACAUUUAUUUCAGGAAUGCGCUUGUCUGAGACCUAUAUAGCUGAGGUUUCUUAGAUCCCUCUUGUGACUUAAAACGGCAGGAUUUUGAUGAGCUCUAGAUAGAUAGAUACAGAAGUGUCAUUUCUAAAGUACUUACUAGAUCUGGUUCACUAUGCAGAGCUUGUCCAAGAGCACGCAGAUUGCAUCUAAAAGACAUAGUCCAGAAAAACAGCUCUGUAGCAGGCGUCUCUUGACACCACAGUAUAUUCUGGGUAGCUGCUGCUCUGCAGUAAUGCAGCCCUGUCUUUCUGGGCAGUGUUGUUAUUCCUGCUGCAUAAUUAGCAACUAGUGAGAUCAUAGUCUGGGGAGAUUCUGGCAUUACUGAGGCAAAGCAGGGAGGCCUCUAUCAUCACACGUGGCUCUGGCUCUGACAGCAUUUCUGUCGAGCAGAUUUACCUCCUUGGGAACUGACGUCCCAAGACAGAGGAGAGAUCUGUAUCCAGGCUCCUUGGUUCUGUGACAGCUUGUUAAAGACACUGCCUGCCAUAUAGAUGUAACCAGAGUAAAUUGUCACUGCUUUUGCUAUUGUUUCCCCCUUGCCGGUUUCUUCGCAGAGGGCGAAGGUGGGAAAGCUGAGUUUUCCUUGCACAGAGGAAGGUGAUAGACCAGCAGAGCCCUGUUUUAUGGAGCAGUAUGAGAUUGGGAAAGGUUCUGGGUUUUGAACCAGUGCAGAUUCUAAUCUUCACUCCAUUGUUUAGAACCAAAUUUGACCUUUUUAGGAGCCCGGAGAGACACUUUAUACUUGUGAAGACCUGGGUAAAGCGUUUCCCUGGCUGCUGCUGUACUUUGAAAUUGAGAGCCUGGAGCAGUAUUUCCCAAAGUGUGUUCCAAGGAUCAUUUGCCCCCUAAAAUACUCUGGAAAACAAAGGUUCCCUAAUCAGAAUCCUAAUGCACCUGGCUAGCUGGUGGUGAGCGGGGGCUCUGGGGCCAACGCGGUGGGCUCCCCAAGGAAACCCCUUUGAAACCAAUGGAUGCAUUCACGGGCUCGGGUCUCAAGAGGAAGUUUGAUGAUGUGGAUGUGGGCUCAUCAGUGUCCAACUCAGAUGAUGAGAUCUCCAGCAGUGACAGUGCUGACAGCUGCGACAGCCUCAAUCCUCCUACAACUGCCAGCUUCGCACCCACCUCCAUCCUGAAGCGGCAGAAGCAGCUGCGGAGGAAGAAUGUGCGCUUCGACCAGGUGACUGUGUACUACUUUGCCCGGCGCCAGGGUUUUACCAGUGUGCCCAGCCAGGGCGGUAGCUCUCUGGGCAUGGCUCAGCGUCAUAAUUCUGUACGCAGCUACACGCUCUGUGAGUUUGCUCAGGAGCAGGAGGUGAACCAUCGGGAGAUUCUUCGUGAGCACCUGAAGGAGGAGAAACUCCACGCCAAGAAGAUGAAGCUGACCAAGAAUGGGACAGUGGAGUCGGUGGAGGCCGAUGGCCUGACACUGGAUGAUGUUUCCGAUGAAGAUAUUGAUGUGGAAAAUGUGGAGGUCGAUGAUUACUUCUUCUUGCAACCUCUGCCUACCAAACGGCGACGGGCCCUGUUGAGGGCUUCUGGGGUGCACCGCAUUGAUGCUGAAGAGAAGCAAGAACUUCGAGCCAUCCGCCUGUCACGGGAAGAGUGUGGUUGUGACUGUCGACUGUAUUGUGACCCAGAAGCGUGUGCUUGUAGCCAAGCUGGGAUUAAAUGCCAGGUGGAUCGCAUGUCCUUUCCGUGUGGCUGCUCCCGGGAUGGCUGUGGGAACAUGGCUGGGCGCAUUGAAUUUAACCCAAUCCGGGUCCGGACUCAUUACCUCCACACCAUCAUGAAGCUGGAGCUGGAGAGCAAGCGGCAGGUGAGCCGCCCGCCUGCCCCAGAUGAGGAGCCCUCGCCCACCACCAGCUGCAGCCUGACCGGAGCGCAGGGGUCUGAGACGCAGGACUUCCAGGAGUUCAUUGCUGAGAACGAGACGGCAGUGAUGCACCUCCAGAGUGCGGAGGAGCUGGAGCGGCUCAAGGCAGAGGAAGACUCUAGCGGCUCUAGUGCCAGCCUGGACUCCAGCAUAGAGAGCCUGGGUGUUUGUAUCCUGGAGGAGCCCCUGGCCGUCUCCGAAGAGCUGUGUCCAGGCCUGACAGCUCCCAUUCUCAUCCAGGCUCAGCUGACCCCAGGCUCCUCGGUCCUGUGUUUUACCGAGAACUCGGACCACCCAGCUGCUUCAGCAGUGACCAGUCCGUCCUAUUUGAACAGUGGGCCCCUGGUCUAUUAUCAGGUGGAGCAGAGGCCAGUCCUGGGGGUGAAAGGAGAGCCUAGUACAGGAGAAGCCCCACCGUCUUUCCCCAAGGAGAAGGAUCUCAGUGUCUUCUCUCUCCCUGUUACCUCACUGGUGGCUUGUAGCCCCACAGACCCAGCGGCCCUCUGUAAACCAGAGGUCGGGAAAACACCCACUCUAGAAGCGCUAGUGCCCGAAGAUUGUAACCCUGAGGAGCCGGAGAACGAAGACUUCCGCCCCUCGUGGUCCCCCUCGAACCUCCCCUUCAGCACGGACAGUGAAGGAAGCUGUGUGGUGGAGAAGACCUCGCAGCAGGGCGAGGACCGGCCCCCUGAAGACCCUUCUCUGGAACUUCCUCUGGCAGUGUGACAUGCAGAGAGAGAUUCUGCCUCUUACCCUUCUCUAUUUAUUCCCUUAUUUUAUCUAACACCGUUUCAGAACAAACUGUAGAAGCAGCUGCUGCUCCUAUGUUAUUUUAUUGGGGUCUUUGGGGAAUGGGUGGGAAAGGAUUGUUUGUACAAGUAUUUUUAAAAGGGUUAACAGAAUCAAGGAGACCAGCCCCAGCUUGAUCUGGGGAUAGUCUUGGGGCAGAGGCUGCACAGUGCCCAAUACUGCGCUUUCUGGGCCACUGGAACAAAGAACUAGGAUCUCACAGGAGAAUCUAGGUAAUUCAAGCAGCUGUUCUUUAUGUAGGGAUCAGAAUACAUAAUUUGAACAGCAUGGCAAAACCCCUUCUCUCCUGAGCUCCAGGGCAGGGUACAAGCUCAUUUUUCUCGGUAGCUACUCCGAUAUCCCAUUUUGGUGUGUUGUAACAACCGUUGGAAAUGUUGCCUGGAGAGGAGGGGGUAGAAGGGCCUCUGCCUCUGUACAAAACCUCUAGGAUUUAUAAAAAUUUAACCUGGCCUCCCCAGUCCCCCAUUUGGUAAAUAAGUUAAUAUUUGACAUGUUUGGUGUUCUCUGACUUGUUCCCCACACUGGGGAUUCCUGGUUUGUAACUUGAAUUGUUUCUUUCUCAUGUUCUUAGGUACUAGGGUUUAACUCAUCUGUUUGUCUCCCCUCCCCACCCUUGGCCUGCCUUGAAGAGCUAGAUUGGCCAGGGACGUGGCACAAAGAGCCCGAGUCUUCUGUGUGUGUCUAACACUAGCUCCAUCAGGCCGCUCUAGGCUGGGCCCACGGAGGCGUACAUGGAGCGCUAAGUGUAUCCAAAGGAGGCCGCAGGAGCAGACGGCAGCUGCAAAGGUGUUGACUUUGUGCCGUGCUUGCUUUCAGCCAGGCACCACCCUCCCCCCCUUGGGAGAUUUGAGCUUUAAAGGAAUAUAGGAUGUGGCAGUCUAAGGUCACCAACCAGUUUUGGGUUUUGUUUUUUUCCUGUAUCUACCCUGGUGGUCCUUCUUGGAUAUACGGGGUUGGAGAUUUAUACCAUUCCAGUUCACCCCCAAGAGCUACAAAUAUUUAUUAGACCCCUCCAUCUUGAUAUAUAAAAAUUGGAAGUGAAAAAAAAAUUGGAUGCCAAAUAAAUUCUUAAAUGCUACAUACAACUUCCACAUUCCAAAGAAUUCAAGUUCUGCUGACCCCCUCCGAGGUCUAGAGCAGGACUCAGACCCAGUUCUUACCUCUGCCUGGGCACACGGCUCCUGCCCCUCUCACGUCCAGCUUUCGUUCCUGCGUGCGCGCCACUGAACUCAUCAGCAAGGUUAUCUUUGCUUUAAAAUGGAGAUAAUAGGGAGCAAGACACUCUGCUCUAGCAUCCUUUACAACAUGCUUUGCUGGUUAUGGUUCAUUAACCAGGGUAGAACAAAGUGGAAAACCUUUCUUGAUGGGGGAGAUCACUGUUCCUGCUUAUCUUGCUCAUAAAGCCUCUUCUUGUGGGACACAGACCCUGGGGUCUUGGAGCAGCCUUCAUGUAUGUUCCAGCAGCACUUCACCUGUAAAAUCGCUGAACUGAGCCUGACAGGCCUUGUACUUAACACGCAGACAUCUUUUAACCCACCCGCCUCCCCGUUCCUGGCGGGGAGGGUUCUUAGUUAAGUACAUGGGUCCUUAACACUCCCCAUCCUCUAGCCUCACGAGACAGAGUUGAGAGCCUUACGUACCUGAGAUCUAGAAGCUAUUCCAAACCAAUCUGCAACCCUCCCCACCCCGCACCUUAGACUGGUCCCCUGAAAUACAAGACUGAAGCUUGAUUGGAAAUUGGACUCUGUGGAGAAGAAUCUGUCUGAAAGUUUGUGUUGGAGGGUGUGCUGUAAACAUUCCCUCCUUAGGAAGGGUUCCCACUCUAGGAAGUGUUUCCAGUUGCUCAGAGACACAUUAGCCUUUGGGAUCAAAGCAAGAUUUUGAGUCUAAUUUAUUAAACUCAUUGCCAACCCCCAUGAUGAUGACUUUUCUGAAGAAACUAGUUUUCUUCAUCUAAACCCUUCAUUAGCUCUACAAUUCUGACUCACACUGAUCCUAAGCUUUUAAAUGCUAAGUGUUAACAUUUAGCACUAACUACGUUGUUAAGCAAAGGGCCUUUUCUACAACCUGGUCCAUCUCAUUUCUGGUGCUACCUGAGUUGGACACAAUUAGAGCUCAUGGUUGCUAGAAAAGCUAGGCCUCUGGUCACAGAAGCAGGGCUUCGUGGUCACUGAGCUUUGAUCCUGCUGAGUCCAGGCCUAGAUAAAAGAAACGACUUCUUAUUGCAACUCAUUAUUCUCCAAUCUCCUCAUAUACUAUACACAGGUUGUAUUUUCAAUGUGAAUCCAAAGCUUGUCUGGUUCUCUGAAAAAAACUUUUUUUUUUUUUUGCCUUUUAGGUCCUUUACAUUGUGAUAAUGCUGUAUUUAAAGAGAAUAUUUAAAUGUAAUAUUAAAGAAAUAUUCAAAA